AUGGGCCUUUCUUCACCUAUGAGGGAUUCUCCACUUAAGUCGAAUAUUGAGGCAACUGGGAAUGUUGAUGCAUCUGUGGAAACUUCUAAAGUAGACACACCCAUUAAACCAGUGCAUAUGUCUAAUAUGGACGCAAAUGUCAAUAUGGGUGAAGGAGUUUCAAAUACAUCUGGCCAAGAAGAUGAUGAUCAAAAUGGUGAUGAUGAUGAAUUUGAUGGUACCUUUGUCGAUAUUGAGUUUAAUACUGAGGAAGAGAACAUUCAAAAUAAUAUGUUUCUAACAGGGAAGGAGUUCAAAAUUUUGAAGAUAAAACUUAAUUCUUUGUUACCACCUCAAGUUGAUACAUGGAGAAAGCAUUAUGUGUCGAGCAUAGAAGUUGAUAUGUUGUUAAAGCGUCAAGAGCAUAGAUGUCAAGAUACAAUUGAUAAUGUUGAUCGUAAUAAUGAGAAGAGGGUGAAGCCACGGUCGGAUUUGUUUAGUUCUGAGUUGAGGAAUUUAAAGGAUGUUACAAAUGAGAGUAUUAUUCUAUUCAUUCAUGAUGUGAAGAACGUUCGAGAAGACGUGAAUCUGAAAAUUCAAGAACAUCAGGAGGAUACGGGAAAAGAAUCUCUUAAUCCAAAAGUCGAAAAGAUGGAUGAAGAUGAUCUUCAAAAAUUUGAGAAUAUUAAAAAGUUAUUGGUCGAAUUGAAAGGAUUGGAGCUAAAGUCAAGUUUUGUUUCAUCUUCGUUGAUUAUUCUUGAACUUCUUUUUGAGAAUUUUUCAUUACUGGAGUCGACUAUUCAGAAGGAAUUAUCUCCAAUUUCGAAGUUGAUCAAUAUGAUGCCAACAGACAGGGGUGCAAUGGGGAGAAAAAAGAAGCGUUGGCAGUGGGUUAAGAUUCAGAACUAG
Lactuca saligna is the source of this 888-nucleotide messenger RNA. NCBI's taxonomy places the organism in Eukaryota, Viridiplantae, Streptophyta, Magnoliopsida, Asterales, Asteraceae. The record is from the annotation of a GenBank genome assembly.